UCUUGCUGACGUCUGACUCUAUCGUACAUCAGACUUUCCCCAGUGGUGCUGGAGAACGAGCUUCAAUGAAAGCUGCCUGCUCACAGUCUGAAAGGGACUGCAGGCGAUGGAACUGCAACUUCCUCCGCUCCUCUUUGCUUCCCCUGGAGCACUGAGCCAGAAAUACCCACGGGAGGGAUGGAGAGGUUAUCUGAUCAUCUAGCCCUGCAGGAGCAACCCCCUAGUUCCUUGUGAAUUACUUUUCUCUGUCCACUGCUGCUGGAAGGGAUCUAUUGCGCUCUUCCAAAGAGGCUGAGACCGGGAGAAAUUCUGCAAGGAGGUGGAUGAUGCUUGCGCUGGCUGAGUAAAGUUGUGGCUUCCUAGCCUGAGACGAUGGUUCUGUCUGUCCCAGUGAUUGCUCUGGGAGCUACCUUGGGGACUGCUACUGGCCUCCUUGCCUUAUGCGGUCUCACCUGCCUGUGCAAAUGUAAGCAACCUGGGAAGGGAGCCUCAGACAAGGAGCAAGAUCAGGACCCAGAAAAUGCCAAGCCCAGCGUACUACAGACAGUCCAGCAGUUCAAUGUUGAGAAGACGGCAGAAGCUGUACAGCCCAGGACAAUACUCAAGUUUCCACAUAUCUAUGAUCCGAAGCCAGUAGUGACCACAUCGGAAAUUGUUAACUGUGCAGAUUAUACCUUAAAGAGGAUGAAAGAGCCAAGCAAGGGGAAGCCUACAGCUCUGGAUGAGAAAAGAAUGAACAUACGUGUCAAUGAAGAGUUAUUCAUUCUCCCUCAAAAUGGUGGAGUGAAAGAUGUAUGUGUCACUGAGUGUCUGAACCCCGAGAAAGCUGGUGGCUGCAACCAAGUCCCAGAACUUCGCUAUUCUCUUGGCUACAACCAACAGAAAGAUGCACUGUGUGUUGCUUUUCUUGAAGCUACAUAUGGAACUGCAGCAGGAGACCAGAACAAUGGCUGUGAUUGCUAUAUCCUAGGCACUUUGGUGACCAAGUCCAGCACCUCAGAAGCUCAAACUGUGUUGAAGAAGAAGAAGCCCCAGAUUGUCUGGGAGGAAGCUCUACUGUUUCCAGUAAAGGAGGAGGAGCUACCUGAGGCAAUGCUGACUCUCACCUUGAGAAACUGUGAUAAAUUCUCUAGGCACAGCAUUGUUGGGGAAAUUAAACCGAGUCUGGCAAAUGUGGGGGAGCCAUAUGGAACAGUACAGUGUGAGAAGAUGAAAACAUUUGACAAGGAGCCAGAUGCAGGCUAUGGAGAAGUUCUCCUUUCCAUCAGCUAUCUGCCUGCUGCAAACCGUCUGCUUGUGGUGCUCAUAAAAGCCAAGAAUCUCCACUCCAAACAGCUGAAAGAGCUUCUCGGGAAGGAUAUAUCUGUUAAGGUGACCCUGAAGCACCAGUCCCUGAAACUGAAAAAGAAGCAGACGAAGCGUGCAAAGCACAAGAUCAACCCCGUCUGGAACGAAAUGAUCAUGUUUGAGGUGCCCCACGACCUGCUGUGUGCCUCCAGUGUGGAGCUGGAGAUGCUAAGCCAGGAUGGAGAGGAUGGGCAGAACCGCUUACUGGGGAAGUGCAGCCUUGGCCUGCAUGCCACUGGCACAGAAAGGAACCACUGGGAAGAGAUGCUGAGGAACCCCAGAAGGCAGAUUGCUAUGUGGCACCAGCUACACAUGUAGCUAUGGAGGUAGACAGGCCAACCAGCCCAAGUCCAGUAGACCUGGUCUCAGGGCUGGGUGGGGUGGGGCGGGGAAUGAGAUCUAUUUCAACAUCCAGAAAACCAUGAAAUGGACACAUUCACAAGCACAAGUCUUGUUUUAUCGGUGUUGUCUUUCGUUGUUUCUGCUGUAAGAAUAUUCUGGAAAUGGGCUGAGAAAAGUAGCCAGCGACUCAUUUCUCUUUGCAGGACCAUCUUCUUGCUUUCUACAUAUGGGUCUUCUGCACCCGUGCAACCGAGUAGCAAGUAACAUUUACUUGCGGAAAGUGAGAUGAAAAGUGAUCUGAUUCAAGACAUUUAGAGCGCUAAUGGAUGGUCUAUUUAUGGAGCAUCCAUCAUUCAUUGAUCUGUUUACAGGAGGAGUAUUUAUUUACUGAUUUAUUUCAUAAAAUUUAUAUACCACUUGACUGUAAAAGAAAAAACAACAAAGUGGUUUACAAAAAGUGUAGUUGACAUUGGCUACUUAAUGAGCAUUCCUUCUGAUUUGAUUGGAGGAGGUUAGAUAACAUUGCAUCAAAGCAAGGGUUAUGCCACACUUCCGAGUGCAUUUUCCUGUCACUUUCGUUACUGCAAAAAAUCUUAUCUUUUGGGGAAGCGGGUUUGUUGUGCGAGAGUUCCCAGUCAACUAUAAUUAUGAAACAUGAAUUUGCUGGUGUGAGAUUGGAUCCAAAUUGAAAAUAGAAUGUUCUGGAAGUGCCCUUAAAAACAUAAGAAGAGCCUGCUAGAUCAGUCCAAUGGUCCAUCUAGCCCAGCAUUCUGUUGUCACAGUGGCCAACAGUGACUGACAUUUGUUUUGCCCUGACCUAUGGAAAUCCCACUAGCAGGACCAGAGCACAACAGCACUCUCCCCUCCUGUGGUUUCCAGCAACAGGUGUUCAGAAGCAUUUUGCUUCCGACCAUGGGGGCAGAGAGUAGCAACUGGUAGCCUUUACCUCUGUGAAUUUGUCUAAUCCUCUUUUACAGCCAUCCAAUUUGGUGAUCAGGGACGUGGGUGGCGCUGUGGGUUGAACCAGAGAGCCUAGGAC
Molecule: messenger RNA, 2728 nt
Organism: Podarcis muralis (Common wall lizard)
Lineage: Eukaryota; Metazoa; Chordata; Lepidosauria; Squamata; Lacertidae
Gene: SYT13
Product: synaptotagmin 13
Biological process (GO): synaptic vesicle endocytosis; calcium ion-regulated exocytosis of neurotransmitter
Cellular component (GO): dense core granule; plasma membrane; synaptic vesicle membrane
Molecular function (GO): calcium-dependent phospholipid binding; phosphatidylserine binding; calcium ion binding
Source: RefSeq, a predicted model, not a curated record